AUGUGUUGGAAACCUGGCCAGUCUAUGGUAAAGGAGCCCCUGUCGCCCUCGCAGCUGCGCAUCAAGAUUCUUGCACCAAUCGUCACAGGCGCCGCGCUCGCAGCUCUCCUUCUGCAGGACUGGGGAGAGGGCACGGUCUUCUCUGGCGUGCGUCCCGCAGUCAAGUCAGCCCUCAACCGCGUGCUCGGCGCACAGCAGCCGCCGCGCAGCAAUAGCAAGUCCGACACUUCUGCAGAGGCUUGA
Messenger RNA from Coccomyxa subellipsoidea C-169, 243 nucleotides. RefSeq lists its product as hypothetical. The record is from RefSeq and is a predicted model, not a curated record. NCBI's taxonomy places the organism in Eukaryota, Viridiplantae, Chlorophyta, Trebouxiophyceae, Coccomyxaceae. Bases 1 to 243 code for a protein of 80 amino acids. The transcript is spliced from 2 exons.